Cylas formicarius (sweet potato weevil) is the source of this 2298-nucleotide messenger RNA. It is a transcript of the gene Frmd5, whose product is annotated as FERM domain-containing protein 5. The transcript has 8 exons. The coding region runs from base 144 to 1925 and encodes 593 amino acids. Gene Ontology annotation, cellular component: cytoskeleton. The record is from RefSeq and is a predicted model, not a curated record. Gene Ontology annotation, molecular function: cytoskeletal protein binding. Lineage: Eukaryota; Metazoa; Arthropoda; Insecta; Coleoptera; Brentidae.
UUUUCUUUCCUUUCUGUGGUGUUUUGGUGUUUUUUGGUGUUCGGGAAUGUAUGUCAUGUGUGUUUUAAUAUUUAUUUUGGAAUGAUUACUUUACUUCUACAGUUUAUUAGCUCAAAAGACGACUAUUUUAUUUCUUUAAAAAAAUGUUAAAGUUUGCAUCUAAACAUGACAGCAAUAUUGUUUAUAAAUGUACUGUGCGUCUAUUGGAGGAUACUGAAAUACUGGAAUGUGAAUAUAGGCCGCACGAUAAAGGGAAAUAUUUAUUAGAUUAUGUUUGCCAGCAACUAAAUCUUGUGGAACAGGAUUACUUAGGUCUCCGAUAUGUGGACUGUCAAGCUCAGAGACACUGGCUGGAUCUAAGUAAAUCGAUAUGCAAACAAGUUAAAGAUAUGGAUCCUGUUUUAUUUAGUUUUCGAGUAAAAUUUUAUCCACCAGACCCAUUUAGACUAAAAGAGGAGAUUACUAGAUAUCAAAUUUUUCUUCAGUUAAAACGAGAUUUAUUGCACGGUAGACUAUACUGCGGUACAAAUGAGGCUGCUAUGCUCUGCGCUUUAAUUGUACAGGGUGAAUUAGGAGAUUAUGAUCCAGAACUUCAUGUGUCUAAUUAUAUUUCGGACAUGAAAAUUUUGUUAAAACAAACUGAAGCAAUUGAACAGAAAGCAAUAGAAAUACAUAAGAAACAGUUAAAAGGACAAAGCCAGUCCCAAGUAGAGAAUACAUUCUUAAAGUUAGCUUGCCAGUUAGAUACUUACGGGAUUGAUCCACAUCCAGUUAAGGGUCUGUUGCAGGAUCAUAAAGGCACUCAGCUUUAUUUAGGAAUUAAUUAUAGCGGAAUUUUAACAUUCCAGGGGAGCAGGAAAACGCACCACUUUAGGUGGCCAGAUAUACAAAAAAUUAAUUAUGAAGGAAAGAUGUUUAUUAUACAUUUAAAUUAUAACGAUAAGAAGCAUACCGUUGGUUUUAAGUGUCCAACUGGAGCAGCUUGUAGACACAUAUGGAGAUGUGCUAUCGAGCAAAUGCUCUUUUUUACUUUGCCAACUAGUUCCGAUGCUCCUUCUGUGGUAACCGGAGGUGGAUUGUUCUCCUGGGGAACAAAGUUCAAGUAUACUGGAAGGACUGAAAAAGAAAUAUUGGGUGAUACCGGGUCACCCAGUAGAAAAGAACCAUCAAUACAACGUUCAUCUAGUGUUAGACGGAAAGCUUCGAGCGUUCCUGCUACUCCCUCUACACCUCUACAGCCUCAUUUAGGGUAUAGUAGCUUACCGCGUUCGAGUCACUCUGACGUCGGCGGUUCCCGCAUGGAAUGUAGUAGUAGUACGGGAUUGUUGUCUGGCUUAGAUGGUAAUCCUGCCCAAGCUUAUAGUGAUGUUGCUGCCUUAGAAACUGUAUGUGAGGAUCCAGAAGCAAUAGGAAGCAAAAGGUUACGAACUACAGGUAAAUUGCGGCUCAUUCGUUCAGGUUUAGUCAGCGUCUCCAUUUUUUUUUCAGUACUUAAAGAUGAUUCCAGUGAUAGAUUUAGUGAUUAUUAUUUCCGCGAUUCGUUUGAACAUUCCUCUUCCGACUCUCAAAUAAUUGAUAACACUUAUCGAUACGAUACUUCGAAUCCAUCGCAUCGUUCUAGUCGUAGUCAAACUCCGUUGUCUCAUUCUCAAGUAGAUGGGCGUGUCGCAAGUUCGUACAACGCCACGCCAAAUGUUCAGCAACAAAAUUUUGCCAAAAAAAAGAGAUUUAAUGUAAUCCGUGCGUUCGUGCCCACUUUAGUAACGGUUACUCUGUUUGUGCUUUUAGCCACGAUUCUAAUGUUAGAAACUGACUUGUCUAUUUUUGGCAGUAUCAACAGCAUUCCGGAAAUCGUUGCUUUGAAGUAUCAUAUAUACGAGCCGAUUAAAACCUACGUUAAAAGUAAAAUGUCAUUUUUGUUUUAAUAUUGCUGUCGAUAUUGCUUUCAUUUUUCCAUCGUUUAUAUGAAUGUAGAAUUUGAUCGAGAAAUGUUGUAAAUCGUUACUCCAGUCGUAGCAGAUUAAUAUUUAGCAUAAUCCACAACGAAUUAAAAAAAUUCCAAUUAAAUGCCUUCGCGCUUGCCGAGUUAUUUUCGUCGCUUUGAUUUUGUUUAUAUAAACAGUAUAGCCCAGAUAUGGAUGCAUACAAUAUGAGAAUUGGCGAAAAUUUUUUAAAUAAAAAUUGGAACAUAGGUUUGUUCUUGGCUCGAAAUGAAAAAUAUUCUCGCUCUACUUCGUUUUAAUUGAAACCAAUUAAAAAAGUUUUUAUUGCAAAGUUAUUUUAAAAUGAACUUAGCGA